This is a messenger RNA of Lathyrus sativus (Indian pea), 3093 nucleotides long. NCBI's taxonomy places the organism in Eukaryota, Viridiplantae, Streptophyta, Magnoliopsida, Fabales, Fabaceae. The record is from the annotation of a GenBank genome assembly.
AUGGCUUUGUUUUCUCAUUCACUUCUUCAUAUUUUUGCCUUACUUAUGACCCUUAUUAUUAUGCCCUUUGAUUUCAACAACCUUUUGGUUGGUGUAUCAUCCACCACUCUUAGCAUCACCACAGACAACCUUUUGGUUGGUGUAUCAUCCACCACUCUUAGCAUCACCACAGACAAAGAAGCCUUAAUCUCAUUAAAGUCUCAAUUGAGUAUUAACAAUGACACUUCUAGUUCUAGUUCCCACCCAUUCUCUUCUUGGAGCCAUAACUCAUCUCCUUGCAAUUGGACUGGUGUGUUGUGCGACAAGCAUAACCAAAGAGUGACUGCCUUAGAUCUUUCAGGUUUCGGACUCUCAGGUAACCUGAGCCCUUAUAUAGGUAACAUGUCCUCUCUUCAAUCCCUACAAUUGCAGGAUAACCAGCUCACGGGAUUCAUUCCUAACCAAAUCACCAAUCUAUAUAACUUGAGAGUUCUAAACAUGAGCUCUAACAGAUUCGAAGGAAUGCUUCUUUCGAAUCUUACAUACCUAACCGAGCUCAAUACUCUUGAUUUGUCCUCAAACAAGAUUGUAAGCAGAAUUCCUGAAGACAUCAGCAGCUUGAAAAAGCUGCAGGUCUUGAAACUUGGAAGGAAUAGCUUCUAUGGUUCAAUUCCAGCAACUCUAGGAAAUAUUUCAUCUCUGAGAAAUAUAAGUUUUGGCACCAACUCGCUUAGUGGCUGGAUUCCGAGUGACUUAGGUAGGCUACAUAAUUUGAUUGAGCUUGAUCUCACUCUUAACAAUCUUACAGGAACUGUUCCACCUGUUGUAUACAAUUUGUCUUCCCUUGUUACCUUAGCCUUAGCUUCGAAUUCCUUAUGGGGUGAUAUUCCUUAUGAUGUUGGUGUUAAACUUCCAAAACUACUAGUGUUCAAUUUUUGCUUCAAUAGGUUCACAGGUAGAAUUCCAGGGUCUUUACAUAACCUCACCAAUAUUAGGAUCAUUCGCAUGGCCUCUAACCAUUUGGAAGGAACGGUUCCACCUGGUUUAGGAAACCUUCCAUCUCUUCACAUGUAUAAUAUUGGCUAUAACAGGAUAGUCAACUCGGGAGUCGAUGGUUUGGACUUCAUCACUUCAUUGACAAACAGCACUCACUUGAACUUUCUAGCUAUUGAUGGAAAUAUGCUAGAAGGUGUCAUUCCUGAAACCAUUGGCAAUUUCUCCAAGGAACUCUCAAAAUUAUACAUGGGAGAGAAUCGUUUCAAUGGAACUAUACCCUCUUCCAUCGGUCGUCUUAGUGGUUUGAGUUUGUUAAACUUGAGCUACAAUUCAAUUAGUGGAGAGAUUCCAAAGGAGUUAGGCCAGUUAGAGGAGCUACAAGUGCUAGAUCUGGCUAGAAAUAAUCUAUCAGGGCCUAUUCCAAAUUCUCUUGGUAACCUUGUAAAGUUAAACAAGAUUGAUUUGUCAAGAAAUCAACUUGUGAGUAGAAUACCGAACAAUUUUGGGAAUUAUCAAAGCCUUCUCUACAUGGACUUAUCUAGCAACAAACUCAAUGGAAGCAUACCUAUGGAAAUCCUCAAUCUCCCAACUUUGAGCAAUGUUUUAAACUUAUCAAACAAUUUGUUGAGUGGAGCAAUACCUCAAGUUGGGAAAUUAACUACCAUUGCCACCAUUGACUUUUCCAACAACCAAUUGAAUGGAAACAUCCCCAGCUCAUUCAGCAGUUGUUUGAGUUUGGAGAAAUUGUUUUUGGCCAGGAAUAUGCUUUCAGGUUCCAUUCCAAAAGCUCUUGAAAAUGUGAAAGGCUUGGAAACUUUGGACUUGUCAUCCAACCUACUCUCUGGAUCCAUUCCUAUUGAACUUCAAAACCUGCGCGUCCUUAAGCUUUUAAACCUCUCUUUCAAUGACUUAGAAGGAGUCAUUCCCAGUGGUGGAGUUUUCCAAAAUCUCUCUGAUGUCCACUUAGAAGGCAAUACGAAACUAUGCUUGAACUUUGCAUGUGCGCCUCGAGUCCAUAGAAGAACACAUGUCAGAUUUUAUAUCAUCAUAGUCGUUGUGUUAAUAUCGGUUCUAUGUCUCGCAACUGGCUUGAUAAUAUACAUGAAGUAUACCAAUGUGAAGGUAGCAGCAACAUCCGAACAGCUAAAGCCACAGACACUAAUGGUUUCUUACGACGAGCUUCGUUUGGCAACAGAGGGGUUCAGCCAAGAAAAUUUAAUAGGAACUGGGAGUUUUGGAUCGGUGUAUAAAGGCUAUCUAAGUCAAGAAAACAGUACUGUUGCAGUGAAAGUGCUUGAUACACAAAGAACAGGUUCUUUAAAGAGUUUCUUUGCAGAGUGUGAGGCUAUGAAGAACUCAAGGCACAGAAAUCUUGUUAAGCUAAUUACAUCGUGCUCUAGUGUUGAUUUUCGAAACAACGAUUUUCUGGCUUUGAUCUAUGAGUAUUUGAGUAACGGGAGCUUGGAAGAUUGGAUUAAGGAGAGGAGAAAGCAUGGAAAUGGAAAUUGUUUGAACCUUAUGGAGAGACUAAAUAUAGCUAUAGAUGUUGCUUCGGCAUUAGAUUACUUGCACAAUGACAGUGAAACUCCUGUCGUGCACUGUGAUAUAAAGCCGAGUAACAUUCUCCUGAAUGAAGAUAUGACUGCAAAGGUUGGAGACUUUGGUUUGGCUAGAUUACUGAUUCAAAGAUCAAAUGAUCAAUUUUCCAUCAGUUCCACUCAUGUCCUUCGAGGUUCAAUCGGUUACAUACCUCCAGACUAUGGAUGGGGAGAGAAAGCGUCGGCAGCAGGAGAUGUAUAUAGUUUUGGGAUAGUGAUACUAGAGCUCUUCUCCGGGAAAAGUCCACAAGAUGAUUGCUUCAGUGGAGGCCUGAGCAUAGCAAAAUGGGUGCAAUCAGCAUUCACAAACAAGACUGUUCAAGUCAUUGACCCUAAGCUGCUAUCCCUCAUUUACGAUGACGACUCUGCUAGAGACACCAAUGUACAACAUCAGUGUGUGGAUGCAAUCAUGGGAGUUGGCAUAUCCUGCACUGCAGACAAUCCAGAUGAUCGCAUUGGCAUUAGAGCUGCUGUUCGCCAACUAAAAGCUGCUAGAGACUGUCUUCUGAAAAAAAUCUGA